GGAGGAUACAGUGUGCAAACGUAGGCAAUGUCCCCCGCUGUUCCCCGCUUUCCAGAGUGGAUUUACAUACCCAGAUUUCCGUGGUCGUAGGGAAGCGAAAGAGGAGGGUGACGAACUUGCAAAAACAGACACGACAUACAGCUACCCACUUACCUCAACGCGUUGGAAACUUGCUCGCUAAACAGGCUGGGAGGUUUUCGGACGAGUCGGGAAGCAGUCGACGCCGGUUCGAGGGGCUGUGGCCAUGGCCGGAGGUGGCGGCGGCGGCGGCGGGCUCUCACCACUUGGGCCCGCACCGCCGAUGUGGUAUCACCGGGAUCUCAGUCGAGCUGCGGCCGAGGAGUUGCUGGCUCGCGCCGGGAGGGACGGCAGCUUCCUGGUACGGGACAGCGAGAGUGUCAACGGGGCUUACGCUUUGUGUGUACUGUUUCAGAAGCAUGUCCACACAUACAGAAUUCUACCGGAUGAAGAAGGAUUUUUGGCUGUGCAGACAUCACAGGGCGUCCAGCCCAAGAGGUUUAAAACAUUACCAGAGCUUGUGUCGUUGUACCUGCAGCCCAGUCAGGGUCUGGUGACUACUCUUCUUUAUGCUGUUGACCGAGAGGAAACCGCCAUCCCUGAUGACCGCGACUAUUCAGAUGGCGAGGAUGAAAAACCACCUCUCCCACCUCGCUCAGCCUCCACAUCCACUCCUCCUGUUUCAGACAUACCCUCGGACAGUGCCCCAACAGCGAAUGGUCUUAGUACUAUCUCUCAUGAAUAUCUGAAGGGCAGCUAUGCUUUAGACCUUGAAGCUGUCAAACAGGGAGCCUGCUCGCUGCCCCACCUCAACAAGACACUUGUGGCCUCUUGCAAGCGUCUCAAUGGGGAAGUGGAUAAGGUCCUGUCUGGCCUCGAGAUCCUGUCAAAAGUCUUCGAUCAGCAGAGUGCCUUCAUGGUCUCUAAGAUGAUCCAACAGUCUGUGAAUCAAGGUGGAGAUCAGGAGUUGGAGAACCUUGUGACCAAGCUCGCCAUUCUUAAAGACCUGCUUUCAUCCAUAGAGAAGAAGGCUCUGAAAGCUCUUCAGGACAUGAGCUUGUCCACCUUGUGCUCCCCUCCGCCUCUCUCCAUGCGUCACAGCAAAACUAUCCCUGUGCAGCCAUUCGAGGUCAAACUUGAUGUCUACCUGGCCGAGCUGACCAAGAUAGGGAAGAGUCAGAAAUACACUCUGUCUGUGGAUGUGGAGGGAGGUAGACUGGUAGUAAUGAAGAAGGUGAAGGACAGCCAGGAAGACUGGACAACUUUUACACAUGACAAAAUCCGUCAGCUGAUCAAGUCUCAGCGGGUGCAGAAUAAACUCGGCAUUGUUUUUGAAAAGGAAAAAGACAAGAGCCAAAGAAAAGACUUCAUAUUUGCUAGUGCCAAGAAGCGGGAGGCCUUUUGCCAGUUGCUGCAGCUGAUGAAAAACAAACAUUCCAACCAGGAUGAGCCUGACAUGAUAUCUGUCUUUAUCGGCACAUGGAACAUGGGCUCUGUUCCUGCUCCCAAAUCCGUGGCCUCUUGGGUGUUGUGCCGAGGCCUCGGAAAGACUCUGGAGGAGAUGACCGUCACAAUCCCACAUGACCUGUAUGCAUUUGGCACGCAAGAAAAUUCUGUGUGUGAUCGGGAGUGGGUGGAGUCUUUACGAGCCAUGUUGAAAGAACAAACAGAACUAGAUUAUAAACCGAUAGCAGUGCAGACACUAUGGAACAUAAAAGUCGCUGUGCUGGUAAAGCCAGAACAUGAGAACCGCAUCAGCCAUGUUGGAAUGUCCAGUGUCAAGACAGGAAUUGCCAACACACUUGGUAAUAAAGGCGCUGUGGGUGUUUCGUUCAUGUUCAAUGGAACAUCUUUUGGUUUUGUGAACUGUCACUUGACUUCAGGGAAUGAAAAAAUUGCAAGGAGGAACCAAAACUAUCUUGACAUUUUGCGUCUGCUUUCACUUGGAGACAAACAGUUGAGCUCCUUUGACAUUUCACUGCGCUUUACACAUCUCUUCUGGCUGGGAGACCUCAACUACAGACUUGACAUGGACAUACAGGAGAUCCUUAACUACAUUAACAGAAAGGAGUUUGACCCACUGUUGAAGGUGGACCAACUAAACCUUGAGAGGGAGAAAAACAAAGUAUUUUUACGCUUCGCUGAGGAAGAGAUCUCAUUCCCACCCACCUACCGAUAUGAGCGUGGCUCGAGAGACACUUAUGUAUGGCAGAAGCAGAAAGCCACUGGGAUGAGGACAAAUGUUCCAUCCUGGUGUGACAGGAUCUUGUGGAAGUCUUACCCAGAAACCCAUAUUGUUUGUAACUCCUAUGGAUGCACAGAUGACAUUGUAACGAGUGACCACUCCCCAGUAUUUGGUACAUUUGAGGUGGGCGUAACGUCACAGUUUGUCUCCAAGAAAGGGCUUCCUAAAUCUUCAGAGCAGGCUUAUAUUGAAUUUGAGAGCAUCGAAGCCAUAGUGAAAACUGCUAGUAGAACCAAGUUCUUCAUAGAAUUCUACUCCACAUGUUUGGAAGAGUUCAAGAAGAGUUACGAGAACGACAGUCAAAGUAGCGAUAAUGUCAACUUUCUCCGCUUGGGCUGGUCCAGCAAGCAGUUGACGACACUAAAACCUCUACUGUCGGAGAUCGAAUACCUUCAGGACCAACACCUGCUGCUCACUGUGAAAUCCCUGGAUGGAUAUGAAUCUUACGGAGAGUGUGUCUUAGCUCUGAAGUCAAUGAUUGGCAGCACAGCGCAGCAGUUCCACACCUACCUGUCUCAUCGUGGCGAGGAAACUGGAAAUAUCAGGGGGUCGAUGAGGGUCAGAGUCCCUGCUGAAAGGAUGGGAACCAGGGAAAGACUCUAUGAGUGGAUCAGUGUGGACAAAGAUGAAACAGGUGUACCUAAAGGGAAAUCCCUGUCAUCUAGAGCGGGACACGAAUAUGUGAAGCCACCCAUGGUUCGUAAACAGCUUGGAGAGCUGGGCAAAGUCAGCGAAGAAGGCGAGAAGAGUAGCAAGGAGGAAAUUGCUGCGAGGCCAAAGCAGGAUUCUUCUGAUGGAGAUCAGUCUGUUGGCAAGAACAGCUACAAUAACCCCGCUUACUACAUUUUAGAAGGCGUUCCCAAUCAGUCGGCCGCCGCUCUGUCAUCUGAGCUUCUCCCAUCCCCCACCUCCACCACCCCGCAGGCAACGAAAGCUCCCCCUCCCAUCUCUGUAGCCCGGACCAAACCUCCGUGUGCUCCAACAGGCUCGUCUCAUCCUCGCAGACCCAUGACAGGUCACACGGUGCGUGCCAUCAGUGAGGAGGGGUCCAUAGAGGAUGAUGGGGGAGCUUGUGUGGCAGGGCCACAAGGUGUAGCCACUGUGGGGAGCACACUGAAUCGCCCCCCUCCAGAUUUUCCACCCCCUCCGCUCCCAAAGGGAGCCAUGGAAAUGGCCAUGGAGGCAUCUUUCCUGAUGCCCCGCUCGCUUCACCCAGAUCUCGCUGAGGUCAAGAUCCCUGCGGCAGGUUCCGGUGCACCGCUGGCACUCGGGGAAAGCUUCCGACGAGGAGGUUGCGCCGUUGCCAGUGGGCCCAUCGGCGGCGGGGCGUUGGACGACCAGUCCUGUUCUGUGCUUCAGAUGGCAAAGACGCUGAGUGAGACCGAGUUUCCAGGGCAGCCUCCACGCGCUCCCUCGGCACCCCCUCCCCUCAGGGGGCAGGCCAUGGGUUUAAGUCUGGACCCCUGCCGAACCUUCCCACCCAGAAAUGCCAUCGCUGAAAGUAUUGCUGAGGAUCUUCCCGAAGAGGCCCUUUGGGGUAGCAGCAGCUCGUCUUUGUCUGUGGGGGACUCUUCAGUAGGGGAGUGGCUGCAGAGACUGGGACUUGAGAGGUAUGAGCAAGGCCUCCUGCACAACGGCUGGGAUGACCUGGAGUUUCUUAGUGACAUCACAGAGGAGGACCUGGAGGAGGCAGGAGUACUUGACCCCGCCCACAAGUGCAUCCUUCUGGAGAGUCUCAGGCAACAACAAAAACUGUAGUAAAAGUGUCCAAGGACUUUCCAAAGCACUCAGACAGUAUGUGGCCUUCCCGCAAGGCCAAGAGUCAGCAGAAGUAAAUGGGAAUGUGCCAUUUGACGUCCAACGUGCCUUCUGAGAGAGCGCUCACUUCCUUAUUUACUCUGGAUUUGCUGACAGCAUCCUUUUUCAAAUAUACUUUAAGUGCUCGCUGUUGACACGGCUUUAUUUAAAGGUCAGUGAAUGCUGCGGAAAUACAGGAGAUUUUAUUGUCGCGAGAAAGAAAUCGCACAGUUCUCGAGAAGAAUCCUCAUAGCCGUUAUGUCAUUACAUCUAUAACUGCUGACCUGAGCAACCUCAACUGCAGAGCAAAUAUUGAGGGUUCUUCUGCCAGCAUUUUGACAUUCAAUCCUUAUACGGCCUUCUACACUCUUGACGGAAUUCGUAGGCUGAGUCUCAGGUAUUUCCCCGCAAAUGGUCGUAACCUAGAAGUCAUGUGAGAGGAAGUCAGACCAGUUAAAUGUCAGGCCACAAAGAGCCAAACAGCUAGUGGCAGCUGCACUAGGAUGGUGCGGAAAGGACCCAAGUCAUGAGACCUGAACUCAUACUUCACUUUAAGUGUUUCACAAUAUUUAGUUUUGUUUCAUCUUGUAAGGGUAAAGGGAACAUGGUGCACACAACAUCAGCGGCGUGUGAUACUGUAUUCCAACUUGCUUGUGACACCAAGUAAAGUUUCUUUGUUCGGAAAGGGACAGCACUAGGCAAUCGGUUAACGUUUUCUUGACAUUUUGUGAGCUUCAUCUCACAUUUCAAUGUGAAAUAGAGCGGUUUUUACCGAAUUAAGCCAAGUAGGUUCACUAACCUGUACAUACGAUCUGAUUUAAUAGACUUUAGUUUUGUCUGGCAGGAACCACUGGUCAGCCUAAAAAUCUUUUCAAACUGAAUAUUUUACAAGAAACUUAAGUCGUCGUUUGCACCCUAAGAAAAGGUUGCGUGGUAAGAGGAGUCAGCGGAAAGGAAUUUCUUUGCUUAUUUGGCUUUGGUGAUUUAACCACUAGAUGGUGCUGCUACACCAUUAGCCUUGAACAGCUCGUGACCGGAAUCCUGAUAACAUUGUUUUGUACACUCAUCAGUGUUCUGUCCGCCUUUAAAAAAUAUAUAUAUAAAUAAAAGUAUAUUUAUAUACCGUUACCAGGCCAAGUUAUUUGGACAUGCUUUAAACUAGUAGCUUUUCUAAAAGCCAUUGUAGUGUUAUAGGGGAUCCGACAGGGGGCUCAGCUAAUCAAAUUAUCACGCUCUGCUCCGAGUUCACUUGCUUCCACUUGUGGCCUACAAGAAUACUGUACUUCAAAUGUUAACCGUUAUGUGAUUGUACCAGUUUGUAUACUUUAUGUACAAAUCAGAUUGGUUACAUAUUGUCCUAAUUCAAAUCCUUGUUUAAAAAGGCAAAAGUUUGUCACAUUUAACUUUACCCACCGUUUGUGGUUGUAUGAGUACGUAUGUAUUGUUUGCAUAUACGGUAGUCUCAUCUGUUGGUUGUGUUAACUUAAUGACAAUUGUGUAGCCGCAUAAUUUUUGUUUCAAUUAAAAUUUAACAUGUUUCCUUACUUUCAUGUUUCUUUUGUGUCAUCAGAAAAGCAGAGAUGACUCCGUGGACGUGAAAUCAUGGGUGUCGCCAGACAUAUUUCACUGGAGCACGUGCCCCAGUCUUGAUCUGCAGUUCCCCAGUAUAUAUUUCUCCAGUAAAAAAAUUAAGUAGGAGUUUUAAGUAUAUAGCAAUAUCUACAGCAGGGGCGUCACAAGGUUUUAAGAACGGGGGGGCUUAGGAGUUACACAUGAUGGAAAUGAACGGCGUGUACAAACACAAAAGUUCACA
This is a messenger RNA of Corythoichthys intestinalis (scribbled pipefish), 5873 nucleotides long. It is a transcript of the gene inppl1a, whose product is annotated as inositol polyphosphate phosphatase-like 1a. The record is from RefSeq and is a predicted model, not a curated record. NCBI's taxonomy places the organism in Eukaryota, Metazoa, Chordata, Actinopteri, Syngnathiformes, Syngnathidae. The transcript is spliced from 28 exons. Gene Ontology annotation, cellular component: cytosol. Bases 245 to 4021 code for a protein of 1258 amino acids. Gene Ontology annotation, molecular function: protein binding; inositol-polyphosphate 5-phosphatase activity. Gene Ontology annotation, biological process: phosphatidylinositol dephosphorylation; regulation of immune response; negative regulation of insulin-like growth factor receptor signaling pathway.